Xenopus laevis (African clawed frog) is the source of this 737-nucleotide messenger RNA. Its product is annotated as vomeronasal type-2 receptor 1. NCBI's taxonomy places the organism in Eukaryota, Metazoa, Chordata, Amphibia, Anura, Pipidae. The coding region runs from base 62 to 526 and encodes 154 amino acids. The record is from RefSeq and is a predicted model, not a curated record. The transcript has 2 exons.
AUCUCUCUCCUAAUUCUUUUGCAGUAAAAGUUUCUUUAGCUUGCUGCUGUUAAUUAGUUGGAUGGCUAUAGCGACAGCUGAAUCAAUGUGCAAGCUACCUUUGGAUAAUAUGCAAGUCUAUGAAAAGGAUGGAGACAUUGUAAUUGGGGGGCUUGUUCCUGUGCAUCUGAGACCUGACAACAAUAAAGUAGAUUUUACCAAAAAACCUGACUCGCCAAAAUGUGACAAAUUUUAUAUGCUGCGUUACCUAGAAGUGCUUGCAAUGGUAUAUGCCAUAAAUGAAAUUAAUAAUGAUCCCAAACUUCUACCCAAUAUAACACUUGGGUUCAGGAUAUGUGAUUCUUGCUACAAGGAAUCCCAAGCUAUGGAGGGAUCUAUGAGAAUUUUAACAGGCAUACAAAAAGCGACCCCCAAUUACAAGUGUGAGUCAAAUGUCAAAAUAGCUGGUAUAGUUGGAGAUCUCCAGUCUUCUUCAUCCCUUGCAAUGGCAAGAAUUUUGGGACUUUACAGAUUUCCCCAGGUAUAGUAAUAAUAGACUUUUCAAGCAAUAGGUUGUCACUGAUAGAAUUUUGUUGUUCUUUCAAACUCAUUCACUUAUUAAUUUGCAAAUCCCAUAAAAUAUACAAUAUACAAGAUAAAUUGUCCCGUAUUUCUGAAAUUCAGUAACAAUUUGCAGUAACUGCAUCUUCUGUCCACUGUAAAAUUGGUACACCUACAAAAUACAUACCUUAAAAUCA